CGCGAUAUAUGUUAUCCGGGCUACCGACUACAGAGCCCAACGAGAAGGAAACCAUGUUUGAAUAAAAAAAUCGCAAAUUAAAAAGUAAUUCCGAUAUCAUACUAAUUAUUUCUAAAUAAUAGUGGGUUAAUUAAUUCGAAUGUCAACGAAAAUAUAUUAAAAAUUGUUUUUAAAUUUAAUCUAAAAAUAAGUAUUUAAUUAUUUUAAGUGUACCUACUUUUCAAGUGGCUUAAACAGCACAGUGAUUUGUUUGUUGAGUGUGACCUCUAUUUUAUUUUUAACUAGUAUUCCCCUGAAAAAAGUUGAAUUUUUAUAGUGUUGUGAUUGUUUAUUUAUUCUUAUUUUUUUGUGGAUGAUAUAAAAGAUCAUGGCAUCAAUAAAUGCUCGAGCACCACUCAAACGACAAGGCUCCUCCUUGAAGCGUCAACCAUCGUUGGGACAACGUAAUGGUGCUACCACUGGUGAACAGCCCCAGACACCUAAAGAAGUACCAUGGGAUAUGUUAGAUCGGUGUCUGUUACCAAUUAUAUUCUGUCAUGCUACAAGUGUUGUUCUUGGUACAAUUUUAAAUGUUUUACGAAUUUCACAAGUUUCAUCUUUAACAUUAUUCAUUUGGUUGACAAUUAUUACGAUGAGUGCAGUCCUGUUUUACCAUAAUUUAACGGUAAGAGCAGCAGGAAAAGCGGUUUUGAUCACGGGUUGUGAUAAUCGUGUUGGUGCUACAAUUGCACGUCAGUUAGAUGGCUAUGGUUUUACCGUAUUUGCUGGUUUUGAUAGUAAAGCAGGCAAUCCAGUUGCUGAACAAUUGAAAGAAGAGGGCUCUGGUCGGUUACAUUGUUUACAACUAGACGUCUCAUCUGAAACACAAAUAUUAGCAUCCAGCUUAUACAUUUGCGAAAAUUUACCAGAAAAUUCAAAUGGUUUAUGGGCAAUCAUAAAUGCUGCUCAUUAUGUGGCUUUAGGUGAAUUGGAAUGGAUUCCAUAUUCAGUUUUACGAAAAUCGAUCGAUACAAAUGUUUUAGGUACAGCUCGACUUAUUCAAAUUAUGUUACCAUUAGUACGUCGUGCAAAAGGUCGUAUAAUUAAUGUAACCAGUGGAUUAGCACGUAUAGCCGCGCCAGUUCGUGGUAUUUAUUGUUCAAGUUUAACUGGAUUAGAAACCUUAUCAACAUGUUUACGAGAAGAAUUACGACCACGUGGUGUUGAUGUGGUUAUUGUUGCACCUGGUGAAUACACAACUGGCUCUGGUUGGUUAGAUGAUGAGUCAUUACGGGAGCAAGCGAAAGACAUGUGGUCACAUUUAUCACGUGAACAACAGGAGGAAUAUGGUGAAGAAUAUUUUGAACGUGCAAUUCGUAGCCUGGAGAAAUUUACACGUGGACCGGAUGCGGAUCUAACACCAGUGCUGAAAGCUUUAACAGAUGCUGUAACUCGAACAUUUCCACUACCUCGAUAUACACCAGUUACACGUAGUGAAAAAAUACAAGCAUUAAUUGCCGAACAUUUACCAAGAUCAGUUUACGAUAUUAUUUACUCACGACGAUUCUAAGUUAACGAAAACGACAGCCAGCAACCAUAAUAAUAUCAAUUGUUUUUUAAGAAUAUUACCAAAAUUACAGUAACAACAAAUACGCAUGUUUUUUCCAUAGUUAAUACUUUCAUCUGUGUUUUACUCAUUUUCUAUUUCACUCUGGUGUUUUCCCUUCUGGUUUUCAAAACAAUGAAAAUACAAAAGAAUGUUAUAUACUGUUGUUAAUCAGUUUGUCAAACAUUGUGUUUAUUAAAUUCUGAUAAGUUGUUAUCCAUAAAUUAGGAAAAUUAAUUAACUUUAACACAGUUUCCUAUAACGUGAAAUAUAUAAAUAGCUCAAUCCUGACGGGUUUUGUAAACGAUUUAAGGAUUGCAAUAGACCUUUUUCAUGAAAAACAGAAAUGCUUUUUGUUAAUUUUUUAUGAAAAUAUAGAUCGAGUAGAGCUUGUUACUCGAAAAUUACGCAUUUUUAACAAUAAAAACAGUAUAAAAAAAAAUUGUAAAAAAGUCACAACAUUUGAAAUAAUUCGUAACGAAUCAAUUCGACAAGCAAUGACAAUAACGGUUACUUCAUUUCUGAAAGAGAAGAAUAAAAUGUCUUCAAAAAGCGACCCGGGAUUUUCAAAGCCAGAUCAAGGAAAUUACUGAAAAUAACUAUUUUUAUGGUAUGAGAGUUUUUAGUGCAAGAUGACAGGAUCAAUGCACCCGAAGUUCUUGGAGUAAAAGCAACUUUGAGAGUACUAUUUUUAAUUGAAAAAUGCGUAACAUUCUAGAAAAAAAAGUGAUUAAUAAAAUUUCAUUAAAAAAUUGUUAGGUCUUUGAAGAAGAGCUAUGGGGACUUUUGUACCAUGUUUAAUUUUGGUAAAUUUCAUAAUGUAUAGUAAUGGAUCGGACCCUUGCGAUGAACACGAUCAAACCACUUUUUUCUAAUAGCCAUAUCCAUUGGAAACGGAAAAAUAAAGUUUUUCUGGCUGUUUUGAAGUAUAAUGUGAGCACAGAGGCACAAAACACGUCCGAAACAUUUUUAUGCGCGAUUAAUCAUCGUCAAUAUUGACCGAUUUAUCUGUCAUUGCCGGUUUAUUUCAUUCGCAAUUCGUAUAUUUAUGAUAAUUAAUAAAAGUCAACUCACGAACUGUCGUCACAGCGCCAUUCGUAUAACUUCGUGUGUUUCCGGAUCGUUUUCGCAAGUUUGAAUUUUUAUGAUUUUCAUUGUGUUUUCUCGGUCAUA
Molecule: messenger RNA, 2758 nt
Organism: Chrysoperla carnea
Lineage: Eukaryota; Metazoa; Arthropoda; Insecta; Neuroptera; Chrysopidae
Product: D-beta-hydroxybutyrate dehydrogenase, mitochondrial
Exons: 5
Coding region: 368-1549 (393 amino acids)
Source: RefSeq, a predicted model, not a curated record